ACAGGAUGAAUCACGUGUGUCCAGUCUGAUCCAAGCAACUGAAUCGCGGAAUUCUGAAUCGCGGAAGUUGUUGUCAUAUGACUUAUUACUGCUAAAAUGUUACUAAUCCCUGGAUGAAAGUGGCCUAAAAGGUGAAUGAAAUGCCAUUUGAUUACGAAAUGGAGGAGAUUAAAGUAUCUCCUGACUACAACUGGUUCAGAAGUUCAGUCCCUCUAAAAAGAAUCAUUGUAGAUGAUGAUGACAGCAAGGUCUGGUCGCUGUAUGACGCCGGCCCAAAGAGCAUCCGCUGCCCCAUCAUCUUCCUCCCCCCCGUCAGUGGAACUGCUGAGGUUUUCUUUCAACAAGUUCUAGCACUGACAGGCUGGGGAUAUCGUGUCAUCUCGCUUCAGUACCCUGUGUACUGGGACCUUCUGGAGUUCUGCGAUGGCUUCCGGAAGCUUCUCGACCACUUACAGCUGGACAAGGUCCACCUGUUCGGUGCCUCUCUGGGUGGGUUCCUGGCUCAGAAGUUUGCUGAGUGCACGCACAAAUCCCCCAGAGUUCACUCACUCAUCCUGUGCAAUUCCUUCAGCGACACCUCCAUAUUUAACCAAACAUGGACCGCAAACAGUUUUUGGCUAAUGCCAGCCUUUAUGCUAAAGAAGAUUGUUCUUGGGAACUUCGCCAAAGGACCUGUAGACCCCAAAAUGGCGGAUGCUAUUGACUUCAUGGUUGAUCGACUGGAGUCUCUGAACCAGAGUGAGCUAGCCUCGCGGCUAACGCUAAACUGCCAGAACUCUUAUGUGGAGCCACACAAGAUCAAGGAUGUGGCUGUCACCAUCAUAGACGUGUUUGAUCAGAGUGCCCUUUCAAACGAAGCCAAGGAGGAGAUGUAUAAACUGUACCCCAACGCCAGACGAGCCCACCUGAAGACGGGAGGCAACUUCCCUUACCUAUGCCGGAGUGCAGAGGUCAACCUUUACAUACAGAUCCACCUUCGCCAGUUCCACGGCACGCGCUACGCCGCCAUUAACCCGGCCAUGGUAAGUGCCGAGGAGUUGGAGGUCCAGAAAGCCAGCCUGAACCAGGGCAACAACAGCGAAGAGGAGGUCUAGGCCCACACCACACCAGCUUCCCCUCCCCCACGUCCACCCCCAGGUCCUAAAGGAGGUUGUGCGGUGGCACAGCAAGGCGUCGCGAGACUGCACUCAAACAUACAUAUGUACAAAAAUAAACCUGUGAACUAGCAUUCAGAAAACAUUGGUUACACACAUCCUAAACCGGGGGAACAUUUCAAACACACCUUUACAUGGUCCUGUGUUUUCUAUGAUGUACUCAAUCAAACAAAUGUUUAAAGGAGACAAUUUUUACUUUACAGGAGGAAAUACAAUAUUUUAAUAAUGACUAUUUCUGUAAAUAAUUAUGAAUCGGGUACAUUAUAUAAAAUGACCUUAAUAGGAUGCCAUACUUUUUGAACCUGUUGCCUUACGUAAUACUGAAUCCGCUGUAAUAGCUAUUUUUUUUUCGCACUUUGUAUAACUGGAAUUUCAUUUUUUCCAGACUUAUGUUUGUUUUCUUUUGUUUUCUUUUAUUUUUUUCUCACUGCCAGCUUUUAUAUUCUGUAUGGAGCCAUGCACUGAAAAGUUAUCCACCCAAUGAUGUGACCAGGAAUAUUAUUGAAAAAGUAGUGUACAUUAUUGUUUCCUUUGUUAUCAAGUAAAAAUGCUUAAAUAAUC
Messenger RNA from Alosa sapidissima (American shad), 1715 nucleotides. RefSeq names its product SPG21 abhydrolase domain containing, maspardin (gene spg21). NCBI's taxonomy places the organism in Eukaryota, Metazoa, Chordata, Actinopteri, Clupeiformes, Clupeidae. Bases 141 to 1094 code for a protein of 317 amino acids. The record is from RefSeq and is a predicted model, not a curated record. The transcript is spliced from 9 exons. Gene Ontology annotation, molecular function: CD4 receptor binding. Gene Ontology annotation, cellular component: trans-Golgi network transport vesicle; cytosol.